GUGGAGGAUUGUUAUGCAUUAAAAAAAAGGCAAACAUAACAAUGAAUGCAAUUAAUGAUGGAGCCAAGCUGUUCACAGUCCCACAGCCAAGUGGCCAGAAUGGGAACCUGUUUGCAGAUGACACUCUUCCAGGGAUGCCAUAAAAGGAGAAGAAAUAUUAUUUCUGAAUUAAUACAACCACUUCCAUCCAAAGACUAGUAUGGCCACAACUCAGCAAACACCCAGCUCUCAUGCCUGAAAGCCUCUCCACUACCUCCCAGGGACCACUACAUAAAAGGCGACGACUCCGGGUGGAACUGACCUUCUUUCAAUUCCCCAGACCAAAGGAAGGUAUCCAGAGAGGUGUUUCCCAAGAGCACGCGACUCCCUACGAUUCCUGUUGGUACACCAGACCGUUGAAACCCUGAUGUAUACCCACCCUUCGUUCUCCAUGGAUUCUAGAACGCGAAUGCGCACUUCUUCUGAAAGACCAAAGAACUUCUUAAAUUUUCUGUUUUCCUGAAUAGCUCCAUGAGGAUUUUUAAUAAGUAAAUCCUUCUCGGCCUCCAGCGCGUACCUUUAAGCGGCCUGGAAACAUUGCAAGCAGCCAAAGAGGAGCGAGUCUGAAGCAGAAAUCCUUUCGGGAGGUCUGCCCAUUAAAUCGCCUAACCCCCGCCAGCCUCGAGUGUAAAAUGCACACCUAAUACCACGGCGAUGGUACUUGGGGAUGGCGAGGAUUGUAAUAGUACGCCCAGGCGAGUACGUACGGCGGACCCGGGGCUGCGAGGGGCCGCGAGCGCUCGCCAGAGAGCGAGAGGCUCCCGGCCCCCGUGCGGUGUGAGCGCGCCCGGCCUUGCGGAGGGUGCGUGUGCGCGCGGGGCGGGAGAGUCGGCAGCCGCACGCGAUCGAGUUGGGGACGCGCAGCGCGCGGAAGAGAUGCAAGAUUUGAGUUUGCAGUCCUCAACUGGGAACAACUUUGUGUUUUAGCUUUCCCCAGACGACUUAGGCAGAGCCCCCAGCAAAUCUGUUUUAAUUAAAGCAUGGGAUACAGAAAACAACAAAGAACUUCAGCUAGUGCUUUGGCCUCAUCUGAAAUGUUACAGUUUUCCUAGCGUCUUCGGAUCCGGCUGUCCUGUUGCCUCUUCCCACAGGCUGCUGUGUCAUGGCAUUCUCCCAGAGAGCCCGCCCCUGAGUGCAAAGAAAUUUCAAGCAUAUUACUACUGAAUGUUCAGUUGGUGAAAUAGAAGGUCUUUCAUUCGGAGAAAAAUAAAUCAAGAAGAAGAACCUGAGCCACAUAUUUCUGAGCUGCUGUGGAUGGCCCCGGCCCCCUUGCCCACCCUUCCCAGUAGGAUGUCACUGAGAUCCCUCAAAUGGAGCCUCCUUCUGCUGUCACUACUGAGCUUCCUUGUGAUGUGGUACCUCAGCCUGCCACAGUACAAUGUGAUAGAACGUGUAAACUGGAUGUACUUCUAUGAGUAUGAGCCAAUUUACAGGCAGAACUUUCGCUUUACCCUUCAAGAGCGUUCAAACUGCUCUCAUCAAAACCCGUUUCUUGUCAUCCUGGUGACCUCACACCCCUCAGAUGUGAAAGCCAGACAGGCCGUUCGGGUUACUUGGGGUGAAAAAAAGUCUUGGUGGGGAUAUGAGGUUCUUACGUUUUUCUUACUAGGCCAGCAGGCUGAGAGGGAAGACAAAGUGUUAGCAUUGUCCCUGGAGGACGAACACCUUCUUUACGGGGACAUAAUACGACAAGACUUUUUAGACACAUAUAAUAACCUGACCUUGAAAACAAUUAUGGCAUUCAGGUGGGUAACUGAGUUCUGCCCCAAUGCCAAGUACAUCAUGAAGACAGACACUGAUGUUUUCAUCAAUACUGGCAAUUUAGUAAAGUACCUUUUAAAUUUAAACCAGUCAGAGAAGUUUUUCACAGGUUAUCCUCUAAUUGAUAAUUAUUCCUAUAGAGGAAUCAUUUACCAAAAACACCGCAUUUCAUACCAGGAGUAUCCUUUCAAGGUGUAUCCUCCUUACUGCAGUGGGUUCGGUUAUAUAAUGUCCAGAGAUUUGGUGCCAAAAAUCUAUGAAAUGAUGAGUCAUGUAAAACCCAUCAAGAUCGAAGAUGUUUAUGUUGGGAUCUGUUUGAAUCUAUUAAAAGUGGACAUUCAUAUUCCAGAAGACACAAACCUUUUCUUUAUAUACAGGAUCCAUUUGGAUGUCUGUCAGCUCAGACGUCUGAUUGCAGCCCACGGCUUUUCUUCCAAGGAAAUUAUCACAUUUUGGCAGGUUAUGCUAAGGAACACCACCUGCCAUUAUUAAUUUGACAUUCCACCAAAAACGGAGAGGAGGACAGGAUGCUUGGUGGAGAGUGUCAGAGCUGGUGCUACAAAGCCUCUGAUGGGAAGCUCGUGGGAAGGGCACUCUCCGGCUCACACGGAACUGAAACUCACGGAGAGCCCGUGGUCUAGACAUUACACAGUCACCCUCUGCUUGUGUUAUAUUUGGACAGUAAUCCAAAUCAGGCCCUUUGAAGAUGAUAUUGAGGAGAAUUAAACAAAGUGUUUUGUUAAUAGGAUGAAACAAUUAGAACGUGUCAUUCUAUAGAACUUCUUAAAAGGGUUUCAUUGAAUUAUAAGCUCAUUUAGUUCAUAAGAACAAAGCAAUGUGGAACUUUAUUUAUUGAAUAGUCUCAUUUUUAAGGGUUUUGUGUAUCUCUUAUGUGGAUUACCAAUAUUUAAAAAUAUAUGGUUCUGUAUAAAAAACUUAGAGUUAUACCAAACAAAAUUUCAUCUGUUUUGGUCAUUCAGGAAGUAUUUCAACAUGUGGCAGUAUUUCAGAGUUAACAAUUAUUAUUUAAUAUUCUUAGAACUUUCUGGCUGUUUAAGUGUUACGGUUGUUUCAAUGCUGUAUGAACACAAUAGUGAACCACCUUUGCAUUUGGACUCUUUCUCCCUUACUUCACUAACGAGUUUUUCAUGGCUUCAUUAAUGUAAGGUCAUUAUUGUGUAUCAGUAAGCUCUUUGACUUCGAUAGACAUUUUACCGUGGUAAUAUAGAGAAGAAUUAAAGGAAGAUCUGAAUUAUUGUCCUGUUUUUAAAAAUAUAAUCCCCAAUGUUUUUUAAUGUCACUUCAUCAGUCUCCUGUUCCGCCUGGGAAUUAGCAACAAUACAGAACGCCAGGCAGCGUGUUUCCUUUUGGGAAGGACUCCAGGCACACACGGCCGAAGGUAAUGGAGAGAGAGCUGCAUUCCAGUGCUGAGGCUGGGAAGGGGAGACUGGAGGUUUGAGUUCGUCACUAAUCUGCUUCACGUGUUUUCUCUAACAGUCAGUUUGAGAAUAAAGAAAGGAAAAAAAAAACCAAUGCUGCUCCAUUGUUACUAGUUUCACCUCAAGAGGAAAGCCCUCGUGUGGUCUGAAAACAUCUGAUUUUCCUGUUGUGUAGGAGCACAUUUAUUUUUCCGUGGGAUGUAUCUUCUUGUUGGAUCUACUACUCACAGGUCAAAGAGGAGCACUCCUUGCCCCAUAUUUUUGGGAUUGUGCAGUUUCCUAUUAUGACUGAUAGGCCCACUGAUUCCUUUUUUUUUUUUUUGGAUUACAUGAUGGCAAACAAUCAUAUCCUUUGGGAGAAAAUAGAAACUUGAAAGUAUGUAGUCAGCUCUAAGACACAGAUAUUUGAAACUCUUCCAUAAGAGAUAUUUGCAACUAGAACUGUUAUAAUGUGUGAUUCUCUAAAAAAGCUAUUUCCAUUUCCUAGUCUCAGGCCUGACCCAGUUAAAAUAAAAUCAAUUAAAUGAAAUAUUCUAUAGAAUUCAUCUAAUCCCCUGUCAAUCCCUAUUCAUAUAGGAGUUACUUUCUUUAAGACAAAUGGUGGUUUUUGUGUUAUGAUUAGAUUUGGCCAAUUUUGUAAAAGUUCAUAUUGAUGUUUGGGAAGCCAACAGAAGUUUUUGAAAGAGAACUUUUAAAAUAAAAACUAAUUUCUCUUCAUUUUAAGAUAAGAUUAAAAAAACCCAGAAAUAAAAUGUGAAUGAUUGUCAAA
Messenger RNA from Phyllostomus hastatus (greater spear-nosed bat), 4008 nucleotides. It is a transcript of the gene B3GALNT1, whose product is annotated as beta-1,3-N-acetylgalactosaminyltransferase 1 (globoside blood group). Lineage: Eukaryota; Metazoa; Chordata; Mammalia; Chiroptera; Phyllostomidae. The transcript is spliced from 7 exons. The coding region runs from base 1294 to 2292 and encodes 332 amino acids. The record is from RefSeq and is a predicted model, not a curated record. Gene Ontology annotation, molecular function: N-acetyl-beta-D-glucosaminide beta-(1,3)-galactosyltransferase activity. Gene Ontology annotation, cellular component: membrane.